Molecule: messenger RNA, 789 nt
Organism: Chrysochloris asiatica (Cape golden mole)
Lineage: Eukaryota; Metazoa; Chordata; Mammalia; Afrosoricida; Chrysochloridae
Gene: IL1B
Product: interleukin 1, beta
Exons: 6
Coding region: 1-789 (262 amino acids)
Biological process (GO): inflammatory response; cellular response to lipopolysaccharide; immune response
Molecular function (GO): interleukin-1 receptor binding; cytokine activity
Source: RefSeq, a predicted model, not a curated record
AUGGCAACAGUCCCUAAAAUCGGUGAUGAGAUGAAUUCCUACAGUAACAAUGAAAAUGACGUAUUACUUGAGGUUAAUGGCCCCAAACACAUGAAGUGCUACUUCCAAGAAUUGGACCUCUGCUCUCCAGGAGAUAGGAUCAUCCAACUUAAGAUCUCCCACAAAUACUCCAGGAAGGAUUUCAAGCAGGUUGUGUCGGUCAUCGUGGCAAUGGAGAGGCUAAAAACCAUCCUGGUUUCCGGGUCACAGCAGCCCUCGGCAACCACCCUCUUAUCCAUCAUCUUUGAAGAAGAAUCCAUCAACUUGUAUGACAUUAUUGAUCAGGAUGCAGCAGUACAGUCUAGGAACUGCAUACUCCGGGACAUAAACCAAAAGUGCCUGGUGCUGUCUGGCCCCUGUGAGCUGAAGGCCCUUCACCUCAAUGGAGAGAAUAUAAAACAACAAGUUGUGUUCUCCAUGAUCUUUGUGCAAGGAGAAAUAAGUCAAGAGAAAAUACCUGUGGCCUUGGCCCUCAGGAGAAAUAAUUUGUACCUGUCCUGUGUGAUGAUUGAUGGGAAACCCACCCUGCAGCUGGAGACACUAGACCCUAAAGUUUACCCAAAAAAGAAGAUGGAAUCCCGAUUUGUCUUCAACAAGCUACAAGUCAAGGACAAGAUGGAAUUUGAAUCAUCUGCAUUCCCCAACUGGUUUAUCAGCACUUCUCAAAUGGAAGAACAGCCUGUCUUCCUGGGAAAUACCAGAGGUGGUCAGGAUAUAACUGACUUCACUGUGGAAGAAACCUCUUCCUAA